AUGACAGUCAAAGUGUUCGUUACCGGAGCCACUGGCUACAUUGGGGGUGACGUCUUGUAUCACCUACACCAGAAAUAUCCUGAUUUCGAGUAUGCGCUUCUUGUUCGCUCCGAUAGUAAGACAAAGAAGGUGCUUUCACAGUAUCCGAAAGCCCGGAUCGUCAUUGGCGGCCUUGAUGACUCCGCAUUGCUGGAACGUGAGGCCGCAUGGGCUGAUAUUGUAAUUCAUACUGCCGACUCAUCGGACCAUGACGGUGCUGCGACGUCUAUAGCCAAAGGGCUCGUGCAAGGCCAUUCUGCCUCUCGACCUGGAUUCUGGCUGCACACUGGUGGUACUGGCAUUCUGACUUACUUUGACUCGGAAGUCAAGAAGACAUUUGGAGAGCCUGAUGACAAGGUGUUCAAUGAUCUCGAGGGUGUAGGAGAGCUAGUGAACCUGCCCGCUGCGGCUUUCCAUCGCAACGUGGACGAGAUCGUCCUGAACACCGGUAUUCAACAUGCCGAUGCGGCCAAGACAGCUAUCAUUUGCCCACCUACAAUCUACGGUGAGGGGCGUGGACCCAGCUCUGGUCGCGGACGACAAGUAUACGAACUUGCUUCCUUCGUGCUGAAAGAGCAGUGUUGCCCUCGCAUCGGGAAGGGUCUCUCUCGAUGGAAUAACGUCCAUGUCCGUGAUCUGAGCAAAGUGUUUGAACUACUCGUACAAGCUGCAUUAGAUCCAUCUUCAAAGGAUGAUCCCGAGAUUUGGGGGGCACAUGGUUACUUUUUCACUGAAAAUGGUGAGCAUGUCUGGGGCGAUGUGUCCGUGGCUACCGGCAAGGAAGCCCACAAGCAAGGGUACAUUAAAGGCGGGACUCCCGAGCUUCGAGACUGGUCAAUCGAUGAGGCUGUCAAAUCAUCGGCAGGAUUCGAAGCGGCAAGUUGGGGCAUGAACUCCCGUGGUGUGGCCGCGCGAGCGAAGAAAGUCCUUGGCUGGAGACCACAGGAGAGGAGUCUCAGCGAUGAGCUCCCAGAUAUUGUUCGAUCUGAGGCAGCCAGAAUGGGACUUUAA
This is a messenger RNA of Aspergillus ruber CBS 135680, 1050 nucleotides long. Its product is annotated as NAD(P)-binding protein. The record is from RefSeq and is a predicted model, not a curated record. The coding region runs from base 1 to 1050 and encodes 349 amino acids. The transcript has 2 exons. Lineage: Eukaryota; Fungi; Ascomycota; Eurotiomycetes; Eurotiales; Aspergillaceae.